Molecule: messenger RNA, 784 nt
Organism: Drosophila takahashii
Lineage: Eukaryota; Metazoa; Arthropoda; Insecta; Diptera; Drosophilidae
Source: RefSeq, a predicted model, not a curated record
UUAUGGGCUUUUAAAUUGCCGUAUUUAUUUUCCUACUGGCAAACAUAUAUUUCCUUAUUUUAUUUUUGGUUGUGGGGGGCAACUUUGGAGCAGCAGGCCAUGCUGUUCCCUUCAUCCUGUCCCCUAGUCGAAAAUGCCGCACAUGUGGAGAAAUCUUUGGCGAGUUCUGGACUCCCUCACAGAUCCACCUCAGAGAUCUGAAGAUAAUAUAGUCCUGGGUGUUCCCUCAAGCCAACUGAGUGUCCUGACCCAUCUGAGUCUGCGAAGUGAGAGGAUAAUGCCACGACGUGCCCGAUAUCUUGUGCCUUCUAUAAGUCGCCAUGUGACCUUUUCGCCCAGCACUUUGGAACAUCAAAAAAAUCGUAAAAUAGUUAUGGAGGCGGAAACAUCAGCCUUCCAGAAUUUCGUGCGUGAGAUGUACGAGGGAUAUUACCAACUUGUACUCUCGCAGGAGAGAAGAAGACUUGGCUUGCAGCCAGAAGAACAGCUGACGAAUCGAAGACUGGGCUUCAAGGACCUGGUGCGUCUUCAGCGAGUGGCCAGAGAUUUGUGGAGAAAAAUGGACAGGGAGCGAAAGCAAGGGUACAAGGAUUUGGCCAUGAUGGCACUGCAUCGUCGAUGUUUACGACUGCCCCCGGAUCCUUUUCAAAUACCCCCACAUCUCAAGAGAUCUUCGAAUAAGUUAAAGAAAACUAGAUCCGUUUUUUAUCGUAUAAUAUAGAAACGAAUAUUUUUGCAGUUACCCAUUUAGGAUUAUCAAGAAAUACAUUUCAAGUGCAACAAA